Thamnophis elegans (Western terrestrial garter snake) is the source of this 3865-nucleotide messenger RNA. RefSeq names its product neurexin-2-like. The transcript is spliced from 14 exons. Lineage: Eukaryota; Metazoa; Chordata; Lepidosauria; Squamata; Natricidae. Bases 620 to 3865 code for a protein of 1081 amino acids. The record is from RefSeq and is a predicted model, not a curated record.
AGUCCGCUGGACGCCCCGGUUUGCAGCGGGAGCCGCGAUCGCCUCCUCCUCCUCGCUUCCCAAGCAUCCCGGGCGACCGCGACCACCAGCAGGAGGAGGAGGAGGGCGACCACCGAAAGGGGAGACGACGGCCGCUCCCCCCCUCCCCAAAUCCCCGCGCCGGAGCAUCCUCGCCCAGCGCAGCUCUCACCCGCCGCCCGUCUGGCUCCGCGCAGAUCUGAGCGUCUGACGAUGCGCAUUCCAGGCUGAGCCCCGAGCGCACCUGGAGGGCUUUCCCUCCAGUGGGUCUUGAGGAGUUACUGGCGGCAGGGAGCAGCCUUCUCUAUUGGGGAGGGUGGAAACUCAGCUCGGCUUGCCCCAGACGGCUCCGGAGGAAGAUGCUGUAUGCCAGCCUGUGAGAGGCUCCUUCCCUUGUGGGAAGGGGACCGUCCGAAGGACUUCCGUGGCCCUCCCCUACGCAAGCAGAACCUCCCCCCUUCCUCCUGCCGGCCUCACCGGCUCUUUUGUCUAAGGAGCAACCCUUGGACCGGCCUUCCCCCCAUGGGAUUUUGCUCUCCUCCUGUCUCAUGAGGAUUUGAGGGCGUCCCCGAGGGGGCCCCCGCUUGACAGUGGGCCUGCCAUGGCGAAGUCGGUUUGUUUGCUGGUGCCUCUGGCGUUGCUGGUGGGCUUGGUCCUGGGCCCCGGAGCCGGGGGAGCAGCUUUGGAGUUUGGGGGCAUGCCGGGGCAGUGGGCUCGCUAUGCCCGGUGGGAUGCCAGUUCCUCUGGGGAGCUGAGCUUCAGCAUCAAGACCAACGUGUCUCGCGCGCUGGUCUUGUACCUGGAUGACGGGGGCAACUGUGACUUCCUGGAACUCUUGAUCUUGGAGGGCCGUUUCCGCUUGCGCUUCACCAUCUCCUGCGCGGAGCCGGCCAGCCUGCACCUGGAGACCCCCAUCAACGACGACCGCUGGCACAUGGUGCUCUUGACCCGCAACUACCGGGAGACCAUGCUGGUGGUGGACGGCGAAGCCCGGGUAGCCGAAGUCAAAUCGAAGCGGCGCGACAUGGCGGUGGAUAGCGAUCUCUUUGUGGGCGGCAUCCCGCCGGACGUCCGCUUGUCGGCCCUGACGCUCAGCACGGUCAAGUACGAGAUGCCCUUCCGCGGGAUGGUGGCCAAUCUCAAAGUGGGAGACAUGCCCCCCGCCCUCUUGGGUAGCCAGGGCAUCCGCAGCGACAUGGAAUACCUGUGUGCCAAGCAGAAUCCCUGCAUCAAUGGUGGGAUUUGUACUGUGGUCAACGGCGAAGUGCAGUGUGAUUGCCGCCUCACCGGCUUCCAGGGCAAGUUUUGCAGCGAAGAAGAGCUCACGAUGGAAGGGAAAGAAGAAUUUGUGGCGACGUUCAAAGGGAACGAGUUCUUCUGCUACGACCUUUCGCACAACCCCAUUCAAAGCAGCACCGACGAGAUCACCCUGUCCUUCCGCACCCUGCAGCGCAACGGCCUGAUGCUCCACACCGGGAAGUCAGCCGACUACGUCAACCUCUCGCUCAAGAGCGGCGCCGUCUGGCUGGUGAUCAACCUUGGCUCCGGCGCUUUCGAGGCGCUGGUGGAGCCAGUCAACGGCAAGUUCAAUGACAACAACUGGCACGACAUUCGUGUGACUAGAAACCUGCGCCAGGUGACUAUCUCCGUGGACGGAAUCCUGACCACCACCGGAUACACCCAGGAGGACUAUACCAUGCUGGGCUCGGAUGACUUCUUCUACAUCGGAGGGAGUCCCAACACGGCGGAUUUGCCCGGCUCCCCCGUCAGCAACAAUUUUAUGGGAUGCCUCAAGGAUGUGGUCUACAAGAACAAUGACUUCAAACUGGAGUUGUCACGCUUGGCCAAGGAAGGAGACCCUAAGAUGAAGAUCAACGGGGACCUUGUCUUCCGUUGCGAGAACGUCGCUGCCCUCGAUCCGGUCACCUUCGAGUCCCCCGAGGCGUACAUUUCCCUGCCCAAAUGGAACACCAAGAAGACCGGCUCCAUCUCCUUCGAUUUCCGGACCACCGAACCCAACGGGCUCCUCCUCUUCAGCCACGGCCGGCUUCAGCCCCCCAAGGAGAGCCGGUCAGAGCGCAUGCACAAGGCCGAUUAUUUUGCCAUGGAGCUUCUGGACGGAUACCUUUACCUGCUGCUGGACAUGGGUUCGGGGGGCAUCAAAAUGCGGGCCAGCACCAAGAAGGUGAACGACGGGGAGUGGUGCCACGUGGACUUUCAGCGCGAUGGGCGCAAGGGUUCCAUCUCGGUCAACAGCCGCAGCACCCCCUUCCUGGCCAGUGGGGACAGCGAGAUCUUGGACCUGGACAGCGAGAUGUACCUGGGGGGCCUCCCCGAAAACCGCCUGGACCUCAUCCUGCCCCCGGAGGUCUGGACGGCCUUCCUGAACUACGGCUACGUGGGUUGCGUGCGGGACCUUUUCAUCGACGGCAAGAGCCGGGACGUGCGCCGCUUGGCCGAGGUGCAGAGCGUCUCUGGGGUCUCCAGCUUCUGCUCCCGGGAGACCCUCAAGCAAUGCGGCAGCUCCCCCUGUCACAACGGAGGCCUGUGCCGGGAGGGCUGGAACCGCUUCAUCUGCGACUGCUUGGGCACCGGCUACCUAGGCCGGCUGUGUGAGAGAGAGGCCACCGUGCUCAGCUACGACGGGAGCAUGUACAUGAAAAUCAUGCUGCCUACGGUCAUGCACACCGAGGCCGAAGACGUGUCCCUCCGGUUUAUGUCGCAGCGAGCGUACGGCUUCAUGAUGGCCACCACCUCCAAGGAAUCGGCCGACACGCUUCGCCUCGAGCUGGACGGGGGGCAGAUGAAGCUCACGGUCAACCUAGACUGUGUCAGGAUAGGCUGUAACCCCAGUAAAGGGCCAGAAACGCUCUUUGCUGGCCAUAAACUCAAUGACAACGAGUGGCACACCGUCCGGGUGGUCCGGCGUGGGAAGAACCUGCAGCUGUCCGUGGACAAUGUCACCGUGGAAGGGCAGAUGGCGGGCGCCCACACCCGCCUGGAGUUCCACAACAUCGAGACGGGCAUCAUGACGGAGCGGCGGUUCAUCUCCAUGGUGCCCUCCAACUUCAUCGGCCACCUGAGCAGCCUGGUUUUCAACGGGAUGCCCUACAUGGACCUCUGCAAGAACGGCGACAUCAGCUACUGCGAGCUCAACGCCCGCUUCGGCCUGCGCAGCAUCAUCGCCGACCCGGUGACCUUCAAAAGCAAAGCCAGCUACCUGGCGCUGGCCACGCUGCAAGCCUACGCCUCCAUGCACCUCUUCUUCCAGUUCAAGACCACGGCCACCGACGGGCUCAUCCUCUUCAACAGCGGCAACGGGAACGACUUCAUCGUGGUGGAGCUGGUCAAAGGGUACAUCCACUACGUUUUCGACCUGGGCAACGGGCCGUCGCUGAUGAAGGGGAAUUCAGACAAGCCGGUGAACGACAACCAAUGGCACAACGUCAUUGUGUCCCGCGACACGAGUAACGUCCACACCCUGAAGAUCGACUCGCGCACCGUCACACAGCACUCCAACGGGGCCCGCAACCUGGACCUCAAAGGGGAGCUGUACAUAGGAGGCUUGAGCAAGAGCAUGUUCAACAACCUGCCCAAACUGGUUGCCUCUCGGGACGGUUUCCAGGGCUGCUUGGCCUCCGUGGACCUCAACGGCCGACUCCCAGACCUCAUCGCCGACGCCCUGCACCGUAUCGGGCACGUCGAGAGGGGCUGUGACGGCCCCAGCACCACCUGUACGGAGGACUCCUGCGCCAACCAGGGCGUCUGCCUUCAGCAAUGGGACGGCUACACGUGUGACUGUACCAUGACCUCCUACGGCGGCCCGGUGUGCAAUGACCGUGAGUAG